Messenger RNA from Lodderomyces parapsilosis, 1449 nucleotides. RefSeq lists its product as uncharacterized. The record is from RefSeq and is a predicted model, not a curated record. The transcript has a single exon. Bases 1 to 1449 code for a protein of 482 amino acids. NCBI's taxonomy places the organism in Eukaryota, Fungi, Ascomycota, Pichiomycetes, Serinales, Debaryomycetaceae.
AUGUUGCUAUUCAUUGUAUAUAUAGAGAGCAACACAGUUAAAGAUAAUGUCACUGAUACAGUUUCCAAAAAGGCAUCCGAUGCAACCUUAUUUGAUCACGAUUAUGCAUUGGACAAGAACUGGAUCGAAAAGAAUGGUACUGAUUGCCAGAAUCGAAUGCCAUUGCCUUAUUCUAUGUCGACAAAUACGAUUCAGCAAGCAUUGCAACGUGCCAAAUCUCAUGAUGCAUCAUCCCUCAUAAACGUUGACGAUCAUUAUGACAUGCUAACUCUACCAAAAAGAGUAACUGCACAAGAUGUCAAUGCAACUAACAAGCAGAAGAUGCGAAUGCAAAGAUGGAGACUGAUUAACUAUGAGAAGCAAUUUAUGUCGCAGAUCAAUGAAUCAUUGCUUCCACCAGUUUUAAGAAACAGUAAACGGGUGUCAGAGGAUAAUGAGAAAGACAUGCAGGGGUUGGAGCAGAUUAGUGGAUUUAAACCGAAAAAGAUACGUUCAACCAUGACUUUAGAUGAAUGGGAUCUUAGCGAAUACAACAAAAUGAGAAAAAUAUCUGGUUACACUAUUGUUCCUGGUAUGCACCACUUUGUAAGUGACACAAAUUUGUGCAAAAAGACACUUGACACCAAUGUUGAGCACUUGUUACCACCAAAGGAGUCCCCAGUAGACAAUAUCGACCAUUUGAGCGACAUCGAAACCAACAAUAUUCCAUCGUUGGAUAGAGAUUUCAGCUAUCCAUCAAACCAAAGUGAAUGUGCACCAUCCCUUCACACUUUUAGAAAAGAAAGUUCCAAUUCACAAAAUACCCAACUAAGUGACGAUACCAAUCAAGUACAAACUCAAACAAUCUCACCACAUCCUUUACCAGAACCCACAACACCGCCACCACCACCAUCGAGUGAACUGAUGACAAACUCCAAGAACAACUCACCAAUUAAAAAGUUUCUCACUGAUAGCCCGAGAAAGAUUUUUCGAUCAAACACAGCAGUAUUUCAUCAACGUCACAACCAUUCAAAUUCAAUUGCAUCCAAUUCUUACUCUCUCAUGUCGGGUGUAUCUUCGAGAUCGAGAUCAUCAUCGCCAAAGAAAUUGAAAUCGUACUUGAAAAUCCACAAACAUAGUUUAAGCGUGCCGAAUUUUGCAAUCAACAAGUCAUCAUCACAACAACUGACUUCGCCACUCCCUUCACCACAACAUUCGGAAUACUUCUCUGUCAACUCAACCAAGCUUGUUGAGCCAAUAGAUUUGUGGGAGAUACAGACGACAAACUUUGCUUUUGAGGAUGCAGAUGAGCAGCAGUCGUUAAGUGAGCCUAAGAAUGAGGGGGAAACGAACGAUGGUUCCAGAGUCAGCUCUUUACCAAGUCAGGCUAUAGGGGAGUAUGAUCGGGAAAAAUGGAGGGCCAUCAAAUUGUGUCAAGCCGGGGAGGAUAUAGGUAGACCAUGUGUAUAA